AUGGAAGAAAGCAACGCUCUUGCGAUCGGAAUCUGUAAUGGAGACCGACCAGAAAUUCAAGAUUUGCCUCCUUUAAUAGUCGAAUUGAUAAAAAAAUGUUGGGACGCUGAUCCUGCAAAAAGACCUCUUGCAGAAGACUUGUUGGCCAUGACCAACACUUUUCCUAUCACUAGAAUCAAAUGA
Messenger RNA from Acaulospora morrowiae, 183 nucleotides. NCBI's taxonomy places the organism in Eukaryota, Fungi, Glomeromycota, Glomeromycetes, Diversisporales, Acaulosporaceae. The record is from the annotation of a GenBank genome assembly.